Helianthus annuus (common sunflower) is the source of this 1757-nucleotide messenger RNA. Its product is annotated as G2/mitotic-specific cyclin-2. The record is from RefSeq and is a predicted model, not a curated record. Gene Ontology annotation, molecular function: cyclin-dependent protein serine/threonine kinase regulator activity. Gene Ontology annotation, cellular component: cytoplasm; nucleus; cyclin-dependent protein kinase holoenzyme complex. Gene Ontology annotation, biological process: mitotic cell cycle phase transition; regulation of cyclin-dependent protein serine/threonine kinase activity. Bases 246 to 1520 code for a protein of 424 amino acids. NCBI's taxonomy places the organism in Eukaryota, Viridiplantae, Streptophyta, Magnoliopsida, Asterales, Asteraceae. The transcript is spliced from 8 exons.
UUCAGACACACUUCCACCAUUACUCUCUCUCUCUCUUCAAUCUUCUUACUCUCUCUCCUCAUUCUUCUUCCAGUUAAUGCACCCCAACAGUGUCAAGAUUGAAGGGUGUUCUUAAUUUAAUGCUCUUAAUCUGCAUUCUUGUGGGGUUCUUGAAUCUUGAUAGAUUGUUUGCUUGAUCUUUGUUGUUCAAGAUCUUGUAUUUCGGGUGUUUCGGCUGACUCGUUUGGAUUACUUUCGAUUAACCGAUGGAGAUUUCGGCCGAUAAAAACAAACCCACAAAUCUGCAAGUCAAAGGAGAGAAGAUGGUCACUAGGAAAUUUGGGGUUGAGAUCGGUAAUAACCGAAGAACACUAGGCGCGAUUAAUCUGAAAGGGGGAGCUCAGAUUCACCCUUGUGUUGUCCACAAGAGAGGUUUAUCACAGGCCAAUGGUAACAAUGAGAACAAUGUUAAUAGACCAAUCACAAGGAAACUUGCAGCUCAAAUUGCCAACAAGAAACAGUGUUUACCUGAGGUACCAUUGUCACUGCAUACCAAUGAAGAAUUUCAGGACGUUUUGAAGCCGAAACAGUCAACUGAGAGUUUUAAGAUAUUUGAAGAUGAGGAAGAUCAACCUGUGCCCAUGGCAUUGGAAGCAACCGAACCCGAAAAGGAUCUUAUGGAGGUUGAAAUGGAGGACAUCUUUGAAGAACCGGUUAUUGAUAUCGACAUUUCGGAGGCCAAAAAUCCGCUUGCUGUUGUUGAAUACGUUGAAGAUCUGUAUGCUCAUUACAGAAGGAUAGAGAGUUAUAGCAUGGUGUCACCAAACUAUAUGUUAACACAACAAUCUGAUAUCAAUGAGAAGAUGAGAGCCAUCUUAAUUGACUGGCUCAUUGAGGUGCACCACAAGUUUGAUCUUCAACAUGAGACACUGUUCUUGACGGUUAACCUGAUAGACCGAUUUUUGGCUACGCAAAGUGUGGUUAGAAAGAAGCUGCAGCUGGUCGGUUUGGUUGCCAUGCUGCUGGCUUGUAAAUAUGAGGAGGUUUCGGUCCCGGUUGUUGAUGAUUUGGUUUUCAUCUCUGACAAAGCUUACUCAAGAAGUGAUAUUCUUGAAAUGGAGAAACUAAUGCUGAACACAUUGGAGUUCAACAUAUCAGUUCCAACACCAUAUGUGUUUUUGAAAAGAUACCUAAAGGCGGCUCAAUCAGACGCAAAACUAGACCAGAUGUCGUUUUUCUUGAUGGAGCUUUGCCUCGUGGAAUAUGAGACGGUCAAAUUCUCGCCAUCAUUCUUGGCUGCAGCUUCAGUGUACACUGCUCAGUGUAGUCUUUAUGGGUUGAAGCAAUGGUCCAGGACUUGUGAAUGGUAUACAAGCUACUCUGAAGAACAGCUUGUGGAAUGCUCGAGGAUGAUAGUGGGAUACCACCAACGAGCAGCAACCGGGAGAUUAACCGGGGUUUACAGAAAGUACAACACUUCGAAGUUUUGCUAUGCUGCAAAGUGUGAGCCGGCUAAGUUUAUUGUAGAGGAGGCACAAUAAUGAAGAGGGUUGUAGUUUAACUUCCUGACUUGUGAAACUUUGGGGGUUGGUUUUAACAACUGAGAUAUUUAGAAAACAAUUUAGCAACUUUUUUCUUGUUGCCCUUAAGCUAUAUUGGGUGGGGGCUUUGUUUACAAUUUCCUUACAUGGUGGUUCAAAUUGUCUGAACAACCAAUUGAACUUAUGAUUUAAUUCUCAUUUUACAAUAAUAAAAAAACUUACUAUUCCAUACAUCAA